UUAACUGAAGGGAGAAGAGACGCGUGAGUUGCCACACAAUGGCGGAGUGCGACUUAAACGUGACGGAUCUGGAGGACAGAUUCAAUAGAGCUAGCAAGUAUAUGCAAUCAUUAGUGUCAGAAUUAAAUACGGAUCAACUGCUCACAUUUUACGGUUUAUACAAGCAAGCCACCGUUGGACCUUGCGACAUCUCGAGGCCCAAUUGGUACCAGGUGCAAGCCGUACGCAAGUAUGAGGCGUGGAAGAAGCUCGGUGAUAUGAGCCAGGAGAUCGCAAUGGCCAAUUACAUCGACGUCAUCGCGAGGGUGAAUCCGUCGUGGGAGGAAGAAGCGAAGUUCGAGGAAUCUCGUGGAUGGACUUCUGUCAGCAAGUUACCCAACACAGAUGCGACAUUAAAGGACACGGAGAAGACAUUCUUGGAUUGGUUGAAGGAGGGUAAUGAGGCGAAGGUGCGGGAAAUGGUGGGCAAGGAGCCCAGACUCUCGGAGUGGAUGGACGACAUCGGUUUAUUACCCAUACACUGGGCCGCGGAUCGAGGCCACGUCGAAAUCUUAAAGUUUUUGGUCGAACAAGGUGCAGAUUUAAAUUCGCUCGACUUGGAAGAGCAAACACCCCUUCACUAUGCGGCAUGUUGCGGUCAUGUGGAAGCAGUGAGGUACUUACUCUCGAUCGGAGCUGAUACAUCUCGGAAAAAUGGAGAUGGUAUGACACCCAAAGAUAUCGCCAUUGAUUCGACUAAGGAUCUCUUCUGCUAACGCUAUACACUUCAUAGUGGUGUACACAUGCACGCAAUAUGAUAACGAUUGUUACUCUGUUUGAAUAUAUUAAUAAAUUUUCGAUGGAUUAAUAAUUUUUU
This is a messenger RNA of Odontomachus brunneus, 856 nucleotides long. Its product is annotated as acyl-CoA-binding domain-containing protein 6. The record is from RefSeq and is a predicted model, not a curated record. Gene Ontology annotation, molecular function: protein binding; fatty-acyl-CoA binding. The transcript has a single exon. Bases 39 to 755 code for a protein of 238 amino acids. Lineage: Eukaryota; Metazoa; Arthropoda; Insecta; Hymenoptera; Formicidae.